Molecule: messenger RNA, 3056 nt
Organism: Mus musculus (house mouse)
Lineage: Eukaryota; Metazoa; Chordata; Mammalia; Rodentia; Muridae
Product: predicted gene 9595
Exons: 4
Coding region: 94-2205 (703 amino acids)
Source: RefSeq, marked validated
GUUGCUGAGCGGGCUGAAAGCUUGGUCUGAGGUGUUUUGGAUCUCUGCUGCCACGGGCCUUAGGGAAUUGCCAGUGAUCUACAACGUGGCGACAUGAAUGCACUGACUUAUGAGGACGUGCAUGUGAACUUCACUCAAGAGGAGUGGGCUCUGCUGGAUCCUUCCCAGAAGAAGCUCUACAAAGAUGUCAUGCUGGAGACCUACAGGAACCUCAGUGCUAUAGGCUUUAAUUGGGAAGCCCAAAAUAUUGAAGAAUAUUGUCAAAGUUCUAGAAGACACAGAAGGUGUGAAAGGAUUCAGAGUGCAGAGAAACCCUCUGAAUAUACUCAACGUGAUAAAGCCUUUGUUUUAUGUGCUCACAGUCAUGCUCAAAGGCAUGAAAGGAUUCAUACAGAAAAGAUGCCCUCUGAAGAUAUUCACUGUGUCGAAGACGUUUUACCUUACACUAGUCUCCAAGUACAUAAAAGAACACAAACUGGACAGAAACGCUUUGAAUGUAAACAAUGUGGUAAAGGAUUUGCAAAGCUCAGUCAUCUUAAAAGGCAUGAAAGAUUUCAUACUGGAGAGCAACCCUUCAUAUAUAAUGAAUGUGAUAAAGUCUUUUCUUUUAAACGUCAUCUCCAAACACAUAUAAGCAUACAUACUGGAGAGAAACCCUUCAAAUGUAAUCACUGUGAUAAAUCCUUUUCAAAACAUAAUCAUCUUCAAAGUCAUAGAAGAACACAUACUGGAGAGAAACCCUACAAAUGUAAUCAAUGUGAUAAAGCCUUUUCUCAAUACAGUAAUCUUCAAACUCAUAGAAGAACACAUACUGGAGAGAAACCCUUCAAAUGUAAUCAAUGUGAUAAAGCCUUUUCUCAAUACAGUACUCUUCAAACUCAUAGAAGAACACAUACUGGAGAGAAACCCUACAAAUGUAAUCAGUGUGAUAAAGCCUUUUCUGAGAAAUGUAGUCUCCAAAGACAUAUAAGGAUACAUACUGGAGAGAAACCCUACAAAUGUAAUCAAUGUGAUAAAGCCUUUUCCCAUAACUAUCACCUCCACAUUCAUAGAAGAACACAUACUGGAGAGAAACCCUACAAAUGUAAUCAAUGUGAUAAAGCCUUUUCAAUACACUUUCUCCUCCAAAAUCAUAAAAGAACACAUACUGGAGAGAAGCCUUACAAAUGUAAUCAGUGUGAUAAAGCCUUUUCUCAAUACUUUUCUCUUCAAACUCACAGAAGAACACAUACUGGAGAGAAACCCUUCAAAUGUAAUCAAUGUGAUAAAGCCUUUUCUCAAUACAGUACUCUUCAAACUCAUAGAAGAACACAUACUGGAGAGAAACCCUUCAAAUGUAAUCAAUGUGAUAAAGCCUUUUCAAAACACAGUACUCUUCAAUCUCAUAGAAGAACACAUACUGGAGAGAAACCCUUCAAAUGUAAUCAAUGUGAUAAAGCCUUUUCUCAAUACAGUACUCUUCAAACUCAUAGAAGAACACAUACUGGAGAGAAACCCUUCAAAUGUAAUCAAUGUGAUAAAGCCUUUUCAAAACACAGUAAUCUUCAAUCUCAUAGAAGAACACAUACUGGAGAGAAACCCUUCAAAUGUAAUCAGUGUGAUAAAACCUUUUCUCAAUACAGUACUCUUCAAAGUCAUAGAAGAACACAUACUGGAGAGAAACCCUUCAAAUGUAAUCAAUGUGAUAAAGCCUUUUCUCAAUACAGUAAUCUUCAAACUCAUAGAAGAACACAUACUGGAGAGAAACCCUUCAAAUGUAAUCAGUGUGAUAAAGCCUUUUCCCAUAACUAUCACCUCCACAUUCAUAGAAGAACACAUACUGGAGAGAAACCCUACAAAUGUAAUCAAUGUGAUAAAGCGUUUUCUGAGAAAUGUCAUCUCCAAAAACAUAUAAGGAUACAUACUGGAGAGAAACCCUACAAAUGUAAUCAAUGUGAUAAAGCCUUUUCUCAAUACAAUACUCUUCAAACUCAUAGAAGAAUACAUACUGGAGAGAAACCCUUCAAAUGUAAUCAGUGUGAUAAAGCUUUUUCAAAACACAGUACUCUUCAAACUCAUAGAAGAACACAUACUGGAGAGAAACCCUUCAAAUGUAAUCAAUGUGAUAAAGCCUUUUCUCAAUACAGUACUCUUCAAACUCAUAGAAGAACACAUACUGGAGAGAAACCCUACAAAUGUAAUCAGUGUGAUAAGCCUUUUCUAUGAAAUUAAUCUCCAAAACCAUGUAAGGAUACAUACUGGAGAGAAACCCUACAAAUGUAAUCAAUGUGAUAAAGCCUUUUUCCAAUACAGUAAUCUCCACAUUCAUAGAAAAACACAUACUGAACAAAAACCCUACAAAUGUAAUCAAUGAGAUAAAGGCUUUUCCCAAUACUGUCAUCUUCAAAUUCAUAGAAAAACACAUACCUACGAGAAACCCUUCAAAUUUAAUGAAUGUGAUAUAGCCUUUUCCUAGCAUUAUAAUCUACAAAUUCAUAAGAGAAGACAUACUAGAGAGAAACCUUACAAGUGUAUUCAGUGUGUGUAAGUCUUUUCAAAACAUUUUAAUCUUCAAAAGAAUAAAAGAAUCCACACUGGAGAAAAAAGCUACGAAGGAAUUGGAUUGUGAGCAAAUUUUUUACAAUUUUUUACAAUUUACAUUUCUGAAUGUAUAAGUGAACGUACUGAAGAGAAAGACUAUGGAUGUUAUCAUAGUCUUAAUCGUCAUGAACAUAUUUUAGGGGCCAGAAUCCUUCUGACUAUAAGGAAUGUGGAAAAAUCUAUGCCAGGCAGUUAUCUCCUAAUGCAGCAAGGAACACAUACUGCAGAGAGAGAGAGAGACAGAGAGAGACCGUAUAAAUAUACACAAUGUGGUAAACCUUUGCGUAUCACAGUUAUCUUUGAAUACAUAAAAGAGCACACAAUAUAUCUCAGAAUUCAUAAAAGAAGACACUGAAGAGAGAAAGUGUGUGUGAUUAAUGUGGUAAGGCCUUUGCAGUUGACAUUGACAUUGAUCUCAUCAUGUAUAAAUUAACACAGACUUGUAAGAAAUCUCAUAAAAAUAAGAAAUGUGGUAA